UUACUUAUACCAGGUCAAAGAUAGACCUCUUUCUCAACGGUUACCUCCAAGAAUCCACUAUCUCCACAUCUCUCUCCUAAUUAUUCUCCCAUUAACAGCCUUCAAUUUCGCUUCUCUUUAAUUAAUUAACCAUAUUUUCUCAACUACGUACUGUACUCAUCUCCUGUUUUUAUUUCAAGAGACUAAGCACAGACUAAGUGAGAGCUCCCUUGAGUCCAAAAAAUUAUGGCUUCUCUCCUUGUUAUCUGUUUCAAAGCUUCUCUCUUUUUGUUUCUCUUCUUGUUUCUCCAUGUGCACACUGUAACUUGCACUGAAUAUGAAGCGGGCGGUGACGAUGGCUGGGUUAUUCCCAAGGGCAACGACGCUGACCAAAUGUACAAUCGGUGGGCCUCCGGCAACAGGUUUAAGCCUGAUGAUAUAGUCCAUUUUAAGUACAAGGAAGACUCAGUGAUGGUGGUGACUGAGGAGGAGUACCAGAAGUGUCGAUCAUCUCAUCCGUUUUUCUACUCUAACAAUGGCGACACCGUCUUCAAGCUGGAGCGGCCGGGGUUGUUCUAUUUCAUCAGCGGCGUUUCCGGCCAUUGUGAGCGGGGGCAGAAGAUGAUCAUCAAAGUUUUGGAGCCUCCGGCAAACUCUCCCGAACAACCCCAGAACCAGACCACCACAGACGAAAAGAACAAUGGCUCAGUUCUAAGCCCUUCCAUGGCUUCUCCAAUAAAUAUAGUGUUGCUAGUUUUGUCUUUUCUAUUGCUGCUUUUUCAUUAGGCUUCUUUAACUAGAUCAAUCCAUUUUAGCCUGUUCUUAUUUGUUAUUCAUGUUUUUGUUAGGUCAGUUUCACUAGAGUCAUUUGUGGAGAUAAUUGUUG
Molecule: messenger RNA, 865 nt
Organism: Mangifera indica (mango)
Lineage: Eukaryota; Viridiplantae; Streptophyta; Magnoliopsida; Sapindales; Anacardiaceae
Product: mavicyanin
Exons: 2
Coding region: 226-765 (179 amino acids)
Cellular component (GO): plasma membrane
Molecular function (GO): electron transfer activity
Source: RefSeq, a predicted model, not a curated record